Messenger RNA from Cuscuta europaea, 2969 nucleotides. The record is from the annotation of a GenBank genome assembly. NCBI's taxonomy places the organism in Eukaryota, Viridiplantae, Streptophyta, Magnoliopsida, Solanales, Convolvulaceae.
UGAUGAAGAAGAUGAAUAGUGUAUAGAAUGAAUAUUGAUUGUAUCGGUUGUGUAGCCUCCUAAAGGAGUAUAUAUAGGGAAAAUCCGGGUCUGGGCCUCUAAUAUGGGCCUGACAGACCUAAUUACAUAAAUGGACUGAUAGUACAAAAAACUAAUCUAGAACAUCUGAAUAAUAAUAAUAAUGUACAAUAAUAUGAAUGAUAUCCGCUAAACGUGUGUGGGCCGCUGUCCAGGCCCAGUAGUCGGCAGACCGGGGGGUCGGAGUCCAUAUAUUCCAUCAGAAGUCCCCCACUCCCUGAGUCGAGAGUACUCGAGGCGAAAGGGAGUAAUCCAAACUGUAUCUGCAACGUUCUUUUGUCUUUGAUUUCUUCCUUUUCGGUCGGGGGACCACCACCCUUGUCCAUGAUGGGGAGGUGCCUCGUUAAAAACCUUUACUAGGAAAAAACCCAGUGGAAAAAAAUCCUAAUAAAGGGAAAAAGAGUACACCUAGCGCCCCCAACAUGAAACAAGGAAGGUAGGCCCCUUCCGGUAUAAUCACUUUUGUCUAGUUCAACCUGUCUUCAUCUGACUUAGCUCUCGUUCCUGCUCAUGCGUGAUAUUUUUUGCUCAUCCAGAAAAUCUGACCCCUCAGUCCCCCAGUUCCCCACUCCUUGAGGCGAGUAGAGACGAGGUGAAAAAUGAGUAAAGUCAUCUUCGUACCUACACAUUUAACAUGUAUAUAAAUUUUUUCUUGAGGUUUAUGUUUCCGAUCGGGAGUUCGUCACUUGAAAAAGUGGAAAUGUGAAUUGUUGAUGUAAUGAUAAAAUACUUAGUAGAGUGGACAUGCGAGCCAUUCGUACGCAACGGUCGCCACUCUUGGAAUGACUAAGACCGGUCUUCGUGCCCGACUUGGUCGAGGCUUUGUGCCUGACUUGGUCAGGGCUUUGUGCCUGCUCUGGGUCAAGGCUUUAAAUCCUAGUGAUGGGUCUCAAGGCACAGUCUACUAGGCAUUUGAUCAUAAUAAUUACGUGAUAGUGUGACAUUUAACCGAAAAAAUAUUGAUUAAAAUAAAUAUAAAUAAUAUUAAAAUUAAAGAGUACUUAUCUUUUUUAAGCGGCCCGAAAUUGUGGGCUGUCUGGAAUGAAUAGUAUCCAGUAGAACUCCUUGGACCCAUUUUAAUUCGUGAAAAACCGACACCACAUUAAUGGCGAUUUAGUGCUGCCCAUGUUCAUUUUUUACUUCCCUCGUCUGUCUGCUACCGUGUUAAUAAUUGACUAGGUCAAAUGGAACCCACACCCCAAUCAAUUUGGCCAUCCUCGAUGAAUGAGGCAUCUGAUGAAUCACAGAGGGGGCUGCAACGGAUUCCCAUCAGCCUGGCUGGAUGAUUUGCAGCCACUGUCUCAUAUUAAGAACAGUCCACUGCUCAUCCCGUUCUUGGAGGUUUGCAGCAGCUACUAGAUGUCGGCGGUGGAGCAGGCGAUGAACCAGCGUCGUGCGCUGGCGCAGCAAGACGGUAGGGAAACACGAUUGGCCAAGAAGCGGUGGCAUCUCAGACUUCCGGUCGGGACGCAGGCUGUCCUCCCGAAGGGGGGAAGGGCUGAACAUUUAGCGGCCAUUAACAGCGGUCCGACUUGGUCGUUGGGUCUGAAAUUAGUUGGAAACUCUGCCCGGACUUUGACAGUCGGGGGCUACUCGUGGCCGCACUUUCUUCAAGUUGGCUUCUGGCCCAAAAACGGAGCUUCCCAGCGGCCAUUAAUGGCGAAAAUGGUUCGUGAAGCUAGAGAGACAUGUGGCUGGUGAACGAGUAAGGGCGGCAGGAGGCGGUGCCACGCUGGAGGAUGAUGAGCGAGCAGCUUGUGGCCGGAUUCUGAGUCGCAUCUAACCCCUUCAACCACGUGCUCCUCUGGUUCAACGUUUAGAUCUGACCGGGAUUGCUCUAACCUCCAGAUCUGGAUAAUUCCAGAUUUCUGUUUUUUAUAAUUUUCAAGAACAAUUUUGGCUAAUUUUUGUGUGAAUGGAAUGAAAUUUUGGUUGUUUGGGGAGGUUUUCUCACUUGAUUGUGUUCAAACCUCUCAACGAGAGCACCAUUGUUGGAUAAUUGAUACUCAUAUCCUAUAACUAGUGAGAGGUUUAACAAGAGUGGAGAAGAAAUGAUGAAAAAGAAGAUGAAUAGUGUAUAGAAUGAAUAUUGAUUGUAUCAGUUGUGUAGCCUCCUAAAGGAGUAUAUAUAGGGAAAAUCCGGGUCUGGACGUCUAAUAUGGGCCUGACAGACCCAGUUACAUAAAUGGACUGAUAGUACAAAAAACUAAUCUAGAACAUCUGAAUAAUAAUAAUAUACAAUAAUAUGAAUGAUAUCCGCUAAACGUGUGUGGGCCACUGUCCAGGCCUAAUAGUCGGCAAAUCGUGGGGUCGGAGUCCAUAUAUUCCAUCACAUAGUAUAUGUUUUACUUGUUUUAAUAUGAUUUUAUUUUUAGCAAUGUCAACGUGCAAGGCUAUUCGUAUUUAUCUUUUACCAUCUCAUUUGAAUUGAUCUUACUACCGAAAAAGUUAGGCCUUUUGGCCUCAAUAUUACAAAAAACAAAGAUAAAAAUGUGAUAACUUUUUCAAAAUUUCAAAAAUAUGACCUAACAACACAACUAAACCCUGCAGUGCAAAGUGACUCCGGUCAAAAUGACUUCGCAACCACAGUGAUCCACCGCCACAGUGACUACCUCACCAAUCACAGUGACUCCGGCCACCGUGACUGCCCGUCCACCGGCCACCGUGACUGCCCAUCUACCGGUCAUAGUGACUACUCGCCCACGUACCACAUUGACUGCCCGCCCAACUCCAUCACCGUCGUUCACGUGGGAAACCACCGCCUCCGCUGUUGUAAGCCACCACGGCGGUUGCCGCCGCCCGCUACCGACGCUGGCCAGCAAUGCCACCCCCUGCCCGAUCACCACCCCACAAUCCGGCAACUCAACCACUCCUUCACCCCUAUCCCUAAG